This is a messenger RNA of Suillus paluster, 1962 nucleotides long. Its product is annotated as MFS general substrate transporter. Gene Ontology annotation, molecular function: transmembrane transporter activity. The coding region runs from base 499 to 1962 and encodes 487 amino acids. The transcript has 9 exons. Lineage: Eukaryota; Fungi; Basidiomycota; Agaricomycetes; Boletales; Suillaceae. Gene Ontology annotation, cellular component: membrane. Gene Ontology annotation, biological process: transmembrane transport. The record is from RefSeq and is a predicted model, not a curated record.
GGAACUACUAUCUACAGUGCCGACGUCACUGAACCGAUCGAAUAGCUAGUCUCCCCUAGUCAGAGCAUUGAAGGAAAACAGUCAUUUCUUCUUAAAUAAUGCGGAUUGAGAGACUUACUCUUCAUCGGGCAACGGAAAAAGAGUGAUCUCUUUGCGGUAUUAUCCUGCAUGUUUAGGAGAAGGAUGACUUGGCAGGGAGCGUCGCUGAAUAUACGGUACCUAUUCAGCGUCGGCGUACGGUACUACUAUCGAGUGCGCAUCGUGCUAUUCGCGUGCAGUAUGAGCACAACGCAAAGCAUAGCAGGAUAUGUACCCAGCGGCGUUCGAAAACAAGGGAUAUCCUCGAACCUCAAAUACUCAUCCGAGUCACGGUUAGAUGUCGUCUAACUACAUAGUAUUACGUGACGCGCGUCCGUGUGAAAGCGCCAGUCUAGCCCAACACCAUAUAUCCGAGCUGAAGUCAUCGCUCUGGCAACCAAUCUGUAGAUUGUUGACUUCAUGUCAGACUAUCGUCCCCUGCUUGAUCAUGCAGGCGAUUCCAGUUCCCACUACGGCACCAGCAGUGAUGCCACUGAUGGUCCAACACUCUCGUACGUUGAUGAGCAGAACAGACCGAUGGUGGAGAGAAGGCUUCUCCGCAAGCUAGACCUUCGAGUAGCCUUUCUGAUUCUUAUUUACAUCAUGAGUUGUGUAAGUCUGGUGUACCUAGUUGCAGCGAGGCUUCGUGGUUUCGAGAAGGAUCUUGGCAUGACAGGGAAUCAGUUCAACACACUAAUUAGCAUUUUUUACACGGGAUAUGUGUUGCUACAAGCUCCUUCCAAUGUGUUCUUAGAUCGCAUAGACAGGCCAUCCAUAUACCUCUCAAGUUGCAUGGCAAUAUGGGGCGCUAUCACCUUGUCCAUGGGUAUGUACCUGUAUCAUACUGCUCUUAUCUUGCGUUUCUUUCUCGGAUUUGUUGAGGCGUCGUUCUUUCCCGGAGCUGUAUUUCUUCUCUCACGAUGGUAUAAGCGCAACGAACUAGGGCUACGCACGGCGCUUCUUGAUUGCGGCAACUCAAUCAGUUAUGCUUUCAGCCCACUUGCGGCGUCAGGAAUUUUGGCAAGCUUUGAUGGUAUACUGGGCUUUCCUGCUUGGAGAUGGCUCUUCUUUCUGGAGGGCAUUUUAACCAUCGUGAUUGCAGUGUCCGCAAUUUGGAUUUUACCAGAUAUUCCUUCGACGCCGAGCGUCUGGCUUUCGCCUGAUGAACAAACCUUAGCCAAACGGCGGGCGGAAGAGGAAACUGCAACCGGAGAUGAGCACCAGGGCAAGCCUGUAGAGGGCUUUUCUGGUCUCGUGGAGGCUCUUGUGGAUUGGAAAGUAUGGUGGCUUGGUACUGCUCUUUGUUUCAUGGUUGCUUCUUUAUCAUGCGGCAAUUUUUUCCCGACACUGUCCGCUACAAUGGGUUACAGCGCGACUGUCAGCCUCCUGCUCUGCGCACCUCCGUGGAUUUUGGGAACUGCAACUUCGUUCAUCGUGGCCUGGCACUCCGAUGCAACUGGUGAACGCUUCUGGCAUAUCGCCGGCCCUAUACUUGUCGGCGUCGCUGGGUUUAUCAUUGCCAUUUCUACCAUGAAUACGGCUGUUCGAUAUCUGUCGCUGUUCUUUAUGACUCAGCCCCCAGUUGCCUUUGUCGUCCUUAUCACCUGGGUCAUGAACACCUUUUCUCAAUCGCAGUCGAAACGAGCUGCAGCCAUCGGGUUAAUAAACUCGAUGGGAAUGUUUGGCAACAUGGGUGCAUCGUACUUCUGGCCGUCCAGUUGGGGACCUACAUACGUGAACUCAUACCUCAUUUGCACCUUGACAAGCAUUAUAUGUAUUGCGAUGUGUUGGGCGUUCAGGCAGCACCUUGCCCGGUGUAAUGAAGCUGCUGAAGCCGAAGAGGAAGCUCUAGGGCUGCCAAAGGGUUUUAGAUAUCUCCUGUAG